Molecule: messenger RNA, 758 nt
Organism: Acipenser ruthenus (sterlet)
Lineage: Eukaryota; Metazoa; Chordata; Actinopteri; Acipenseriformes; Acipenseridae
Gene: crybgx
Product: crystallin beta gamma X
Exons: 6
Coding region: 61-684 (207 amino acids)
Biological process (GO): lens development in camera-type eye; visual perception
Molecular function (GO): structural constituent of eye lens
Source: RefSeq, a predicted model, not a curated record
CUCCCUCGUGAACAUGCGCGGUAUAUUUAAGCCUCUUUGACCUGGACUCACAGAGCUGACAUGAACAUCUUUGCUAAGGUCCCUGGAAUAGCUCAACUAACCAGCAAACUGGGGUCUGCGCUCCAACGUGCUUUUUACGGGUCCAGUGGACGGGUGACCCUGUAUGAACAGCGAAACUUCACGGGCCGUCGGCUUGACCUCACCACAGAAUGUCAGAAACUAACGGAGAAGAACUUCCCUGAGAGAUGCAAUUCUGUCCAGGUGGAGAGUGGGGCCUGGGUGGGCUACGAGUAUGAUAACUUCCGGGGCCGUCAGUACCUGUGGGACAUGAGUGACAGGGGCGAGUACAACAGCUGUGACAAAUGGAGCGGCCCCGUGGAUCAUGUAUCCUCCAUCCGAGCCGUCAGACAGGACAACAACCCCCCUCACAUCCAGCUGUUUGAGAGGCCCGGGUUUUCAGGAAGAAAAACAGAGCUGCAGGACGACAUCCCCAACUUGAUGACCCGAUUCAGCAUGAACCGCAUGGCUUCCGUCAGGGUCCUGGGCGGAGCCUGGGUGGUGUAUCAGGAGCCAAACUACAGGGGCACGCACUACAUCCUUGAGAAGAGGGACUACAACAAUCACAGUGACUGGGGAGCACAGGGGAGCACGGUGGGGUCCAUCCGAAGAGUCCGCUUCAACUGAACCGACCGGCCGCCAGUCAGCAGCCAUCCAAACAAACACAAGCUAUUUAAUAAAAAAGAAACAACAACAACAAA